Hansenula ciferrii is the source of this 1149-nucleotide messenger RNA. RefSeq lists its product as uncharacterized. Gene Ontology annotation, cellular component: mitochondrion. The coding region runs from base 1 to 1149 and encodes 382 amino acids. NCBI's taxonomy places the organism in Eukaryota, Fungi, Ascomycota, Saccharomycetes, Phaffomycetales, Wickerhamomycetaceae. Gene Ontology annotation, biological process: mitochondrial respiratory chain complex I assembly; biosynthetic process. The transcript has a single exon. The record is from RefSeq and is a predicted model, not a curated record.
AUGUCAAGGCGGUCAUUGCCUCUUUAUCCAAGGGGAUUCAAUUUUCAGGGAAGAGCAUUGCAAAAAAGGUUCGUCUCCACAGCUUAUGAAUCACAAAUUUCCAAAGCUCGAGUUUCCUGCCUGGACUCACUCCACAAAUAUGAUAAGUCUUCAUAUGUUUUAUCAGCUUAUAUCCCCAAGCCAGCUAGAGACUACUUCAUUGCCAUAAGAGCAUUCAAUAUAGAGAUAUCAAAGAUUUCCAAUAGUCAAGAGUCGCAAGUUAAUAGGCAAUUGAAAUCUACAAUUGGUGUCUCUUCAAAUGAUUUGAAAUUCAAAUUUUGGGAAGAUCUCAUCUUUAAAGUAUUUCAAAAUCCAUAUAGUGAUCAAGUUAUUGGAGAACCUGUUGCAUUACUUAUCAGAGAUGGUGUAAGGAACGAUUUCAAUUUGACGCCUGAUGGGUUUAAUCAAAUACUUUCUACAAGAAAAGAUUUUUUAUCAAGAUCCUAUUUCCAAAAUGUUGAUCAAUUAUCUUCAUAUGGUGAAGGAUUACAUUCACAAUUAAACUACAUGGCCCAGAAUCUUAUGCUCUCAAAUCAGCUAUCACCAUCAACAAUAAAUUUGGUAGAGGAAAGUACUGAAUUACAAGAUUUAAUUACUGAAAUUUCAGCGCAUUUAGGUCAAGCAACAGGUAUCGCAUCUUUAGUUAUUGGUACGAAAUAUUAUGCACAACACAAGAAUCAAAUUAAUCUUCCAAUUGAUAUAAUGACAAAGUAUGAUCUAUCACAAGAAUUAUUAUUAAGGUUAUUUCAAGGCCAUGAAGCUGGAAAUCCAAAUGAAAUUGAAUCUAAAUUGAAGGAUGUCAUUUAUGAAACUUGUAUUGGUGCCAAUGAUCAUCUUAUAUCUGCGAGAGAAAAAUUCAAGAAAGUCAAGAAAAUCACCAGUGAUAUUAUUUCUUCAACUGAUGAUGAUUUGAUCCUUAUGAAAUCCAAGAGUUGGAAGAGACAGAUACCUGAUUGUUUAUUUGUACCGUUUAUGACUUCAAUUCCAUUAGAUGGUUACCUUUCACAGUUGGAACACAAUGACUUUGAUAUAUUGUCAAAAAAGAUCGAAAAUCCUUAUUGGAAAAUUGUUUGGAGAUCAUAUUGGAAUUACCAAAGAAGAAUUCUUUGA